Messenger RNA from Ipomoea nil (Japanese morning glory), 579 nucleotides. RefSeq lists its product as uncharacterized. The transcript has a single exon. NCBI's taxonomy places the organism in Eukaryota, Viridiplantae, Streptophyta, Magnoliopsida, Solanales, Convolvulaceae. The coding region runs from base 1 to 579 and encodes 192 amino acids. The record is from RefSeq and is a predicted model, not a curated record.
AUGGUAUCAGAGCGGCGGUCCUACCUUGCUGCUGUCACAGGCUCCGGCGAUGCUAGCCAAGGUGAACAACACAAUGCUCAGAACAAUCAGUCGCCGAUCAUGACUCCUUCUACGGCGAUCCUGCAACAGGUCCUGACACCGACCACAGGAAUUUCGCAGAGGAGUUCACCAUCUCGCAAUCUCAGACGUCUCAAUGCGGAGGAGUUGGAGAAUCCACUUUCCCUUAGCGCUAAUGAUAGACCCUGUACUGUGCUGGUGAGUCCACCAUUAGCAGGAAGCUCCAAUUAUGGAACAUGGAGCAUCUCGAUGCAGAUAUCACUUGAGGUGAAAAACAAGUGGAGCAUCGUUGAUGGAAGUUUCUCACCUCCGAGCAGAGACCAGUAUCAGUACGCAGCCUGGAGACGUUGUAACCUUAUGAUCUGUUCCUGGCUAUUCAAGUCCGUCUCUCCUCCCAUAGCGCAGAGCGUGAUGCAUCUAGACAGAGCCAGAGACGUGUGGGAGGAUCUAAGGAGGAGGUUUGCACAACGAGAUGCUCAACGCAUUUCUCUUCUACAAAACGAGAUCUACAGUCUGCGCUAA